Endocarpon pusillum Z07020 is the source of this 285-nucleotide messenger RNA. RefSeq lists its product as uncharacterized. The record is from RefSeq and is a predicted model, not a curated record. Lineage: Eukaryota; Fungi; Ascomycota; Eurotiomycetes; Verrucariales; Verrucariaceae. Gene Ontology annotation, molecular function: FMN binding; phosphopantothenoylcysteine decarboxylase activity. Gene Ontology annotation, biological process: coenzyme A biosynthetic process. The coding region runs from base 1 to 285 and encodes 94 amino acids. The transcript has a single exon. Gene Ontology annotation, cellular component: phosphopantothenoylcysteine decarboxylase complex.
AUGCCUAAUGAAUCUGACGCCUACCACAAGGAAACUGAGCGGACACCUGCAGCAGCUAUCGCCGCUGCACUCCACGAUGGUAAAAAGCAUCUUCUUCUAGCUGCGAGCGGUUCCGUUGCUUCGAUCAAGCUACCACUCAUUAUUUCCGCGCUCGCAAACAACCCUAACCUCUCUAUUCGUAUCAUUCUCACCAAAUCCGCGGCCCGUUUUCUCGCCGGCCAAUCUCCCGAACAACCCACGGUCGCCUCCCUCUCCUUGCUCCCCAAGGUCGAUUCCGUUCACUAG